GACGCGCAUGUGGGGCCGGCCCCGCGGAGCCCCACUCUGAGUCGCCGGCGCUCCGCCGCCCAGGGACCGACGGCGCGGUGCGGUGCGCGGCAGCAUGCGGCUCUGGCUGGGCUUCGGGCUGCUGCUGAGCGCCGAGCUCAGCGCCGUGUCCGCCGCGGGAUGUUCCGGUUGUGGAAAAUGUGAUUGCAGUGGAGUAAAAGGGCAAAAGGGAGAAAGAGGCUUGCCGGGACUACAAGGUGUGAUUGGGUUUCCUGGAAUGCAAGGACCUGAAGGUCCCCCUGGGCCACCAGGGCUUAAGGGUGAUACUGGAGAACCAGGACUGCCAGGAACAAAGGGAACAAGAGGCCCCCCAGGAGUAUCAGGCUUUCCAGGAAACCCAGGCCUUCCUGGCAUUCCUGGACAAGAUGGCCCUCCUGGUCCACCUGGCAUUCCAGGAUGUAAUGGCACAAAGGGUGAAAGAGGUCCAGUAGGUCCCCCAGGUUUACCAGGACUGACUGGAAGUAUAGGACCUCCAGGACCUCCUGGAAUGAAGGGAGAUCCAGGUGAAGUGAUUGGUCUUAUAAGUCCUGGUGUGCUAAAGGGUGAAAAAGGGUUUCCUGGCCAACCUGGACUGCCUGGUCCACCUGGAGCUUCAGGAUUUCAGGGACCAAUGGGGCCACAAGGCCCUCCAGGAGAGCAAGGUCCCCCAGGGCCACCAGGACUUCCAGGCGAGAAGGGCUACAUGGGCUUGGGGUUUCAGGGUCCCAAAGGUGAAAAGGGAGAACAAGGGGUAAGGGGCCCCCCAGGACCCCCAGGACCAGCACCUCAUAUGAAGGAAAAAGGGAGUGAAAUCAUAAAGGGAGAAAAGGGUGAUCCAGGCGAAAAGGGCGAACAGGGAAUCCCAGGAUUGCCAGGUUCAGGUUUCAAAGGAGACAAGGGUGAGCCUGGGAAGCCUGGUCCACGUGGAAAGCCUGGAAAAGAUGGUGAACCAGGACUGAAAGGAGAACCUGGUUUGCCUGGAGGGUUUGGGAUUCCAGGACGGCCUGGGGAUCCUGGCACCAAGGGUGACAAAGGGGAGCGAGGUUAUCCAGGACCUCCAGGAAGAAUGAUAGAUGCUGGACCAAUAGAUACCUUUGGUGAAAAAGGAGACCCUGGAGUUUCAGGUUUGCCUGGACUGAAAGGUCAAAAAGGUGAAAAAGGCUUCCCUGGUGCACAAGGAAUCCCAGGACCUCCAGGUCGACCAAUUCCAGACCGGGUAGGAUCACCUGGUGUCCCUGGAGAGAGAGGUGAAAAAGGUGAAAAGGGUUCUCCGGGAUUCCCUUCACCUGGAAUCCCUGGAAGAGAUGGUUUCCCAGGUCCCCCUGGGUUGCCUGGCCCACCAGGACCUCCUGGCAUAGCAGAUGGAAUUGAUCAGUGCCAGCAGGGAGAACCUGGUGCACCAGGUAGUCCUGGACUUCCAGGAAGAGAUGGAUUUCCAGGAGAGAUGGGAGAGAAAGGUGACAAAGGUGAAGCCUGUGCCUUGUGUGACAAAGUAGGACCUCCUGGACUUCCAGGACCACAGGGACUGCCAGGUCCAGCAGGUUUUCCAGGACAAGCGGGUUUCAAGGGUGACAGAGGCUUACCUGGACUUGAUGGCCUUCCGGGGGUGCCUGGGCCCCCCGGCACUCCAGGACUUAUGGGCAGCCCUGGGGCAAAAGGAGAACCUGGAGAUUUUACUUAUGAUUCUAUCCUGAAAGGCGAAAAGGGAGAUCCUGGUUUCCCAGGACAGCCAGGCGCUCCUGGACGAGAAGGAAGACCAGGAAAAGAUGGAUUUCCAGGUCUUCAGGGUCCAAAAGGAGCAGCGGGUACAGCUGGCUUGAAAGGAGAACGUGGUCCCCCUGGCCAGCCUGGAUUCCCUGGAGUGCGUGGUGAAAGAGGUUUUCCUGGCCCUCCUGGGAUAGGUGCUGCAGGAUUACCUGGUGAAAAAGGAGACAGAGGCUUUGCUGGAACCCCAGGUUUACCAGGACUUCCAGGAGCAAAGGGUGAAGCAGGACGAACUAUAUCGCUCCCUGGACCUCCUGGGGCAGAUGGCCUUCCUGGGCCACCUGGUUUCCCUGGACCCCAAGGUGACAAAGGGAAUCCUGGGCUUCCAGGUAUACCUGGCCUACCAGGAGAAAAAGGUGCUGUUGGGCAGCCAGGUAUAGGGUUCCCUGGACCUCCAGGUCCCAAAGGUUUCCAAGGUCAGCCAGGCUCACCUGGUCUGCCAGGAACUCCAGGAACCCCUGGUCUGGAUGGUUUGCCAGGAGUUCCAGGUUUACAAGGCCAAAAGGGUGAACCUGGUGUAGGUCUGCCUGGCCCUAAGGGAUUGCCAGGCCCCCCUGGCCCAGCUGGUAUCCCUGGAGAAAAGGGAAAUCCAGGACUGCCUGGUUUACGUGGCGAACAAGGCUUUCCAGGCAUACCUGGACAGCAAGGAUUCAGAGGUGACCCUGGUCUCCCAGGUCUCCAAGGCUUGCAGGGCCCUCCAGGUGCACCAGGGCUGGGCCCUCCAGGAUUGCCAGGACCUGCCGGGCAGCCGGGACCCCAGGGACCACCAGGAUUUCCUGGAGUAAAAGGAGAAAGGGGCUUCCCUGGUGUCCCAGGUCUAGAUAUGCCAGGACCAAAAGGGGAUAAAGGCAGCCCAGGCCAGCCAGGAGUCCCAGGCUCUGUGGGGUUACCUGGCCUGCCAGGUCCACAGGGGGCUGUUGGACUGAAAGGAUCAGCAGGACCCAAAGGAGAAAUGGGAGUUAUGGGAACUCCUGGAUUACCAGGAACUCCUGGACCAGUUGGAGAUAGAGGGUUACCUGGUGAAAAAGGUAGCCAAGGUUUCAAAGGUGUAAUUGGACCACAGGGUGAUCCUGGUGUUAAGGGAGAUAAAGGUGAAGCUGGUCUCCCAGGAAAACCUGGAACAAUAGACAUGGACAUGGUUAGCCUCAAAGGCCAGAAGGGAGAUCCAGGAGAAAAAGGCGACCAUGGAGCAGCAGGAGAAAAAGGGCUACGUGGGGAUUAUGGAGAACCAGGAAUUCCAGGGAGAGAUGGUGAACCUGGUACUCCAGGACAACCAGGACCAAAAGGUGAUCAAGGCCCCCCAGGGUACCCAGGGGAUCCAGGAGUUCCAGGACAAAAAGGAUCAGUUGGUGAAAUGGGUUUGCCAGGAACACCUGGAGAAAAGGGUCUUCCUGGAGUACCCGGUUCACCAGGCACACCAGGGUUCCCUGGGCAAAAAGGUGAAAAAGGAGACAAAGGAGCACCAGGUUUUCCUGGAAUUGGCUUUCCAGGGGCUCCUGGUGAGAAGGGAGAACCAGGAAGAACGGGCAGUCCAGGUUUAUCUGGAGACAAGGGUGAAAAAGGUAGUGCAGGAAUUCCUGGAAUUCCGGGUGCCCCAGGUCCCAAAGGAUCCCCAGGCAUGGCAGGAUUUCCAGGAAGCCCUGGCCGUCAUGGAGACAAGGGUGAAAAAGGACUUCCUGGCUUAAGUGGGAUUCCAGGUUUAAAAGGAGAACCAGGUGAACCUGGUGUUCCGGGUCCUGCUGGUGCCAUUGGUCAGAAGGGUGAACCAGGUUAUGAUGGGAUUCCAGGUGCUGCUGGUGCAAAGGGUGAACAAGGUCUUCCAGGUAGAGGACUUCCAGGAUUUCCAGGUGCAAAGGGAGAUAAAGGUGCAAAAGGUGAAGUGGGUUUUCCCGGAUCCCCAGGAAGUCCAGGGAUCCCAGGCCUGAAAGGGGAGCCAGGAUAUGCAGGUCCACCAGGCCCUAAGGGGAGCCAAGGUCUUCCUGGGCUACCGGGAAGUGCAAUUGAAGGCCCUAAAGGAGACAGAGGGCCCCAAGGCCAACCUGGUCUUCCAGGUUUACCGGGUCCAACAGGGCCACCAGGACCUCCAGGUCUGAAAGGGGCCAAAGGAGAGCAAGGGAGCAAUGGCUGGCCAGGGGCUCCUGGGGGUCCAGGAAUGAAAGGUGAUCCAGGCUUCCAAGGACUGCCAGGUAGUCCUGGUUUGCCAGGAGAUAUCGGUCCAAAGGGUGAUCUUGGACCUCCAGGAGUUCCAGGUGUUCCAGGUCCAAAAGGAACUCCUGGCUUCCCAGGCCUUAAGGGUGAGCGAGGUGACCAAGGUCUUCCUGGAUCUAUAGGUUUACAAGGCCCACCAGGCCCACCAGGUCCUUUCCAGCUUAUUAAAGGGGAUCCUGGCUUACCUGGACCUGUAGGACCAGUUGGUCUCAAGGGAUUCCCAGGACUUCCUGGUCCCAAAGGACAACAAGGGGUGACAGGACCUUCAGGUGUACCUGGACCACCUGGUAGUCCCGGCUUUGAUGGUCAACCUGGGCAGAAAGGAGAAGCUGGUCCUUUUGGUCCCCCAGGGCCCAGAGGAUUCCCGGGUCCACCUGGCCCUGAUGGCUUGCCCGGGGCUAUGGGCCCCCCAGGGGCACCAUCUGUUGCUCAUGGCUUCCUUGUCACCAGACACAGUCAAACCAUCGAAGAACCAUCGUGUCCAUUUGGGACAAGGCUGAUUUACCACGGCUACUCCUUGCUUUAUGUACAAGGCAAUGAAAGAGCGCAUGGCCAAGAUCUGGGCACAGCAGGAAGCUGUCUUCGUAAAUUUAGUACCAUGCCUUUCUUAUUCUGCAAUAUCAACAACGUCUGUAAUUUUGCAUCAAGGAAUGACUACUCCUACUGGCUGUCAACUCCUGAACCCAUGCCAAUGAACAUGGCUCCUAUCACUGGUGAUAAUAUCAGACCAUUCAUCAGCAGAUGCUCUGUAUGUGAAGCUCCUGCUAUGGUAAUAGCUGUUCACAGUCAAACAAUUCAAAUACCACCGUGUCCUGAGGGCUGGAGUUCACUUUGGAUUGGUUACUCCUUUGUCAUGCACACCAGCGCUGGUGCGGAGGGCUCUGGCCAGGCCCUGGCGUCCCCUGGUUCCUGCCUAGAGGAGUUCCGCAGCGCUCCCUUCAUUGAGUGCCAUGGCCGGGGCACCUGCAAUUAUUAUGCAAAUGCUUACAGCUUCUGGCUUGCCACUAUAGAAAGGAAUGAGAUGUUCAAGAAACCAACUCCGUCAACUUUGAAAGCCGGGGAUCUACGCUCAAAUGUUAGCCGUUGUCAAGUCUGUAUGAGAAAAACAUAAUGACUUUUGAAUUUCAACUAAUUUCACACAAUAUGGUGCUAUUCGUUUAACAGCAAUGAAGCCUAGACAUAUAUCAUAUGUACCUCAUUGUUGUCCAGUAUGAAAACAGUAAAGUGCCUUUUAGGAACUUGCAUAACUAACACACACUGCUUUACUGGCCCUGUCCUUGCUAAAGAAGAAAAGAGACAACAAAGAUAAGCUUCAAAUGUUGACAUGCCAAAUGGCACUUUUGAUCAAAGUAUAUGUAUUUUUUAUAUAAAUGCAAUGCACUGAUAGAAUAAAAAGUCAGCAUUUAUCCAGAAAAAAAAUGCAAAGGUGCUAGGAGGUAUGCAGUUCUGCCUUAUACUGUUUGACCCCCCUUUUCUAGUUCUUGUAUUAUAUAUUUAGAUUCAUUUUUCUUCCCCAGAUAAGUUUGUUACCAUUAUCUAGGUGUCUUAAAAUCCCAGACUCUUAGGUAUGUACUUAUUGUUCUUGUACAAAGAAAUACUAAUGUAAAAAAGAGGUUUGGGAUUACAGACUGUGGUUAAGCAACAUGUAACCAUCUUUUCACAACAUAGAGUGGCAUCCUGCAAACCUUUGCUUCUGUUUGUAGCCUUUAGCAUUGUCAGUAUUAAUGGGUCUAGAUCUGGAAGAGAUUGCCAAAUUGGCUUCACAAAUAGGCAAGUAAGUGUUUCUGCUAUGUUGGUACUAUGCAGCUUCUUUGUGCAGUAGAACAAACUUUCCUGUGGAAUAAAGAAUGAUCCAGCAAUGGUCAAGAAAAAUAUAUAUAUAAAUAUUUUAGUAAUUUAUAUAGAUAUCAACCAUUAGGCAAAUCAAGCUCUGAGUUUAUAAUUUCAAAAAGAAGCUUACAAAAUUUUCUUCUUUUCAGUGUCAUGAAUUAGGUGUUAAAUGCCAAAAUAUGAUGUGAAAUGUUCAUUUUACAUAGCCAUUUCAAUGCUGAAGUUGCAGAGACUGAACCCAGGUUAAUAGUUAUUUGUGUUUAUAAUAGUAAAUCCUGCUUUGAGCUUAUAGUCUUUAUUCUGUAUUUAAUAUUUUUCAGGGUUUUAAACACUACUCACACACUGAAUGACUUGAUUUUGAAAAGUAUAAGGCCUUAAUUUUGUUAAUAUUGUGCCAAAAAUUUCUUCAAAAUGGCCUCAGAAAUAUUUCUAAAGAAUUUCUAUGCAAUGAUACCAUUGUUUGAGCACGUCUGUGUCCAAAAAUGUUUUAUGGACUAUUACCAUGAAAAUACCAAAAGAUUUUUGCAAAUGCCAAGGCCUUUGUGUAAUUUCUUACAUGUGUAUUUCUUAAAAAUUCAAGUUUGUAAUAAAACUAUUUGUGUAAAAAAAAACAGAAGAAAGGGAGAUGUUUUUACUAAUUUGUUAUUAGCAUUCAUUUACAGCAAUGAAUUAAUUUUUAAUAAGUCACCAAUAAAUGCACAAGCUUGAUGCAAUCCUA
Pseudopodoces humilis (Tibetan ground-tit) is the source of this 6538-nucleotide messenger RNA. RefSeq names its product collagen type IV alpha 1 chain (gene COL4A1). NCBI's taxonomy places the organism in Eukaryota, Metazoa, Chordata, Aves, Passeriformes, Paridae. Gene Ontology annotation, cellular component: collagen trimer. Gene Ontology annotation, biological process: extracellular matrix organization. The record is from RefSeq and is a predicted model, not a curated record. Gene Ontology annotation, molecular function: extracellular matrix structural constituent conferring tensile strength.